Molecule: messenger RNA, 3913 nt
Organism: Puntigrus tetrazona (Sumatra barb)
Lineage: Eukaryota; Metazoa; Chordata; Actinopteri; Cypriniformes; Cyprinidae
Product: CD2-associated protein
Exons: 19
Coding region: 370-2289 (639 amino acids)
Molecular function (GO): protein binding
Source: RefSeq, a predicted model, not a curated record
UGUACUUGAAUAACCAAUUUACACUAAAAUGUCACACCUCAGCCUUUUGCAUUCCAGCGAGGAUCUGACUUCUCGCGGGAUCCUCCCGAUGAAAUAUCGCGGAGGCAAAUCUAAGAAAGGUGGAGACUUCGGGAUAACUUCCUGCACAGUACUCAAGAAUCAUACCUCAUACUUAAACAACAGGCCGUCAUCAAAAACCAAGUCGAAUGGAUUAGUAGCGCAAACAAACUCGCUAACAAGCACUUCACCGACACGAUUCCACGCACAAGUAGGAUUUGCCGCUAGCAUCCAGCCUUGCUAGCUAACAUCAGCUACCAGGACGGCAGAUUGUACACAUCAGAUCAAGACGGUCUCGUAUCGAAGGACAGUAUGGUUGAGGUGGUGGUGGAGUUUGAGUAUGAAGCCGUCCACGAAGAUGAGUUGACCCUCAGACUUGGAGAUGUGAUCAGAAACGUGCGACGAAUCGAAGAGGAGGGAUGGAUGGAAGGAGACCUCAACGGGAAACGAGGCCUUUUCCCAGACAACUUCGUAAAGGAGGUGAAAAAAGAUGAGCCAAAGUCCAAAGAGGAGCCAAAAGAGGCUAAGGAGAUAAAGGAUGAGACUCCGAUACAGCGGCGAGCAUCAGGGAAUGUGGCCAGUCUGGUGCAGAGGAUCAGUACCUACGGCAUCCCAGCAGGAGGGAUCGGCUUACAACCUCAUUCUCAGCCCCGUGCCUCAAAAAAGAAGCCCAAGAAGCGUCAGUGCAAAGCCCUGUUUGAAUAUGUGCCUCAGAAUGAAGACGAGCUGGAACUGAAAAUUGGAGAUAUCAUUGAAAUAACUGAGGAGGUUGAGGAGGGCUGGUGGAACGGAAGCAUGAAUGGGAAGUCUGGACUCUUUCCUUCAAACUUUGUCAAAGAAAUAGAAUCAACUGAAGACACAGAGAGCAGCGAUGUAACAGAUGAACCAGAUAACAGAGAUGGAGCUUCUAGCCCUACAUCCCCUCACCCGGGCAAUGGGGUCAUGGCCCAACCGAAGAAGAUCAAGGGCAUCGGCUUUGGUGAUAUAUUCAGGGAGGGAUCUGUAAAACUCAGAGUCUCUCAAAGACUACCGUCUGAAAAUGAGGAAAAGAAAGAAAAACCAAUUCCAUCAUUACCAUCAGCCACAAAACCCACCCCUUUGAGCACUCCUGAACCCCCUAAAGGAGAAAAAGAGGCAGAGAGCAAAGGAAAAGUAAAAGAAUACUACAAGGCCAUAUUCCCCUAUGAAGCAACUAACCAAGAUGAACUGGAUUUAAAGGAGGGUGACAUCAUCCACGUACUGAGCAAGGACACAGGAGAGCCGGGCUGGUGGAGAGGAGAGGUCAAUGGCAAGAAUGGAGUUUUCCCAGACAACUUUGUAACUCUGCUUCCUGAGGCAGACAAAGAGACACUCGCAUCCAAAGGCUCCGUUAAAGCGUCUUCUAAACAAGAACCAGAGGAGAAGCCAAAGAAGCCCCCGCCACCAUCCAAAACCCCAGUCCUGAAACCAGAGGCCAGCGUGGACAAGAAACAACCGCAGCCACGGCCUGAAGAUAAAGUUGUGAAGCCCUUGCCAGAGAAACCUGCCAAACCUGCUGGCCCCAUCGUGCCCCCGAAAAAACCUGUGCCUCCAAACAAGGGACUGCUGCGUCCUUCCAUCCACACAAAACGACCUGACCUGCCUCUCGCUCCAUCACCAGCCGCCAAGCAAGUGCAAAAUGGAGAAGUUCCCAUUACACGAACAAAACCAGAGAACGAACCUGUACCCAUUAAGCCAAAAAACGUUGUGGACAGCGGUGAGAAGAAUUUAGAAAUAGUUAAUCUCAUGAGUUUUGAUGAUGUCUCCUCUUCCUCUGAGAAGUUAACCCACCCUACCGCGCAGCGACCAAAGAUGCCUGGCAAAAGACCGCCUGGACUCAGAGGCCACUCUCCAAGCAAGGAGAUUGCUGAGAAAGCUGAGAAAAUCGAGAAAGUGGAGGAAGUUGAUGUUGCACCUUCCACACAGAAUUCGUUUAAGACGUCUGUCUCAUCACCUUUACCAUCUACAGUACCUAAAACAGUUUUGGCAACCCCUGAGCUCAAACCAAAACCUGACAGGGAAGAAGAGAAAGGAUCUGAAGUGGAGGAUCUUAAGGCUCAGAUGAAGGAGCUAGUGCUGUCCAUAGAGUUGCUGAAGACACAACAGUCGAGAGAGCUCAAUGAACUCCGAAGAGAGCUGGAUGAAGAACGAAUGAAACGGGUGGCCCUGCAGUUGGAGAUAGAAAAACUGAAGAAGGUCGUACAGUCGACAUGAAAUGAAAUCUGGCAUCCUGAACCGGGCCGAUGGCUGCGCUGUCGCAUCACGAGUGGAAAGUGACCUCCAUGUGAGGAGACUGAUAUCAUUCACAUCAUCCUUACACUCACUGACUUACUCCACAAAUUGUAAGAUUCAAAUAUUUGCACAUGAGGUUUUUUCUAGGUUUAGAAAAGUGUAAUUAUGACAGAUGUAUAUGUUUGUUUUCCUCUUCUUCUUUUUUUCUUUUUUUUUGCCAACAAAAAAAAUGUUUGAGGCCUUACUUUACUACUGUGCUGGAUAUGCAGUCUAUGCACUUACAGUGCUGUGGAUUAUGCAUUCAAUACUACUGAGUCUGUAUAAAUGUUGGGGGAUAAUGUUGUUUCCUUGGUUUUUUUUUUUAUGACAUGGGUUAGUUUUUAAAGAAACUAUUAUGAUCUCAGCAAUAUUCUGUCUAUAUUAGCCUCUUUAGAUGAUUAUCAAAUGUAUGGCAUAUUCUUGUUUCCAUAGUGAUGAUGUAUUCUGUUUGUUUGUUAAAAAGGGAGAACAUUUCUUUUUGUUUUUCUCUAACAUUCCUAUCCAGGGUAACACUAUUGUGCCUGUUCAAAUUUUUUACAAAUGUUAAUACUGGGAGCUCUCAUAUUACAUAAAUAUAUAUAUAUAUAUAUAAAUAUAGAUAUAUAUAUGUGUAUACUUAGAUCUACAGCAUGGUAUAUUUUUAUGGUCUAUUGAUUGUGACAUAAAAAAAGGACUGGGUUUGUGUAUCUGUUUUUGUGUAUCACACUUCCCUAAGAAAGACAAACUGGCUUCAACAAGCAGUGCCAUUUCACCAUACGAAUGGCAAGAAAUACAUUUUGCAUUUUAAGCUGGUUUUCCUCCCUGAACAUACACAAAUGAAACACACUGAAAUUGCAAUGAUCGGUUUGGCUUUUUCUACGUGUGUAUCUUUCUGACAAUGCUGUUUCUGCAUGCCUGGUUGACUAGUUUAAACAUCUGGCACAACUAAAUAGAAAUAAUGUACUUGUGUCUGAUACAGAGGGAAAUAUUUUUGUCAGCACAAUGUCAAAAAUGGUAGCAAUACUCUGCCUCAUGUCAACCAGAAGUGAUGCAUCGGCAUCGGCUGUCCUGUGGAAGCACUGCUGACCAAAAUUGAUCUUUUAUCAGUUGGUUCUGAUCUUCGAAACAUGCAGUAAAUGAUACGCUCUCGGCUACGCUGAUGUGUGUCCAUACCUCAGGCCUCUUUUAACGCUUAAGCUGAAAAUACAUUUUUAAGGCAUUCCUGGCCAGGGAUUGAUUGUUUGUCUCUGUGUGAGAGCGAGGUUGCUGAUGCGGGAGGAUGACAGGUUGACCCCUAAAGCAAUAAACAGAUGCGUCUUUUUGCUUUCCAUUUUUAAAUGUCGGAUGCAUAUGUUCACAUUCCUUUGCAGCAUAUUUAAACGAUCUCCCAUGAAAGUACAUGGACAUUUCUGUUGUCUGAAAUUGGGUAGAACACAUUCCAUUGUAUUGUUUUAUUGUCUUAAGAUCCGUUGUGCACAUUCGGCGUCUAUCAAACUGAUCUUGUUUACAUGAUUACAAACUGAAUUGCAUGAGCUGAGAUUUUUUUUCUCCCCCCAAACUAAAUAAAUAUCAUGUUUAUUUACAGAGA